UUCAUGAGAGCGCGGCGGCCGGACUGGCGCUGCCGGGGCCGAGGAACGAGAAGUUGCGCGGAGGCACAGCCGCACUCAACCCCGCGGCUCAGGUGGCGCGAUCGCGGCCGGUGUGUCCGCGGCUGGAACCGGAGCGGAGCGAACCGGGACCCGGCCCGGCUGCCGGCGGAGCGCGGCGUGAGUGCGGCCGGCGGGACGAGCCGCUCCGGCCGUCGCUGCACCGGCUCUACCGCUGCCCGGGAGCGCGGCGUCGCGGGACUCAGCGCCUGGUCCCGGGGCCGCCUCGGCCAUAUUGACCGCGCCGGGCGGGGACCGGGAGCGAAACUUGGCGGCCGCGAGAAGCUUCGUGCUGUCCGGAGACAUGCGAGGCCGGCUGAGCGGCCUCCCCUGAGCGGAGCCCACCUCCCCCCCCCUCCCCCUUCCGCCGGGCACAGCGCCCGCGGGGCCGCCCCCUCACCUGCCGGGGCAGCGGAGCGGGACGGGAGGAGGGGAGGCGGCCGGGCCCGCCGCCGCCCGCAGCGCAGCAUGGAGUGGAGCUACCUGUUGGCCGUCACCCCGCUGCUCGCCGCCGUGGCCCUGCUGCAACGCGCCAGCUGUGCCGCCGCCUCGGCCGCCGCCUCGUCGUCGUCGUCUUCGUCGUCGGCUAAAGAGCUGUCGUGCCAGGAGAUCACCGUGCCGCUCUGCAAGGGCAUCGGCUACAACCACACCUACAUGCCCAACCAGUUCAACCACGACACGCAGGACGAGGCCGGGCUGGAGGUGCACCAGUUCUGGCCUCUGGUGGAGAUCCAGUGCUCCAGCGACCUGCGCUUCUUCCUGUGCAGCAUGUACACCCCCAUCUGCCUGGAGGACUACAAGAAGCCGCUGCCUCCCUGCCGCAGCGUCUGCGAGCGGGCCAAGGCGGGCUGCGCGCCGCUCAUGCGCCAGUACGGCUUCGCCUGGCCCGACAGGAUGCGCUGCGACCGGCUGCCGGAGCAGGGCAGCCCCGACACGCUGUGCAUGGACUACAACCGCACCGACCUCACCACGGCAGCGCCGCCGCCCGCCAAGCCCCCCCUCCGCGGCUCCCGGCCCGGCGGCCCCGCCAGGGCGCCCCCUCCCGCCGCCGCCGCUCCCCCGGCCGAGGCUCCGCGGCCGCCGCCGCCCUGCGAGCCGGGCUGCCAGUGCCGGGCGCCCAUGGUGUCGGUGUCCAGCGAGAGGCACCCGCUGUACAACCGAGUGAAGACGGGGCAGAUCGCCAACUGCGCGCUGCCGUGCCACAACCCCUACUUCAGCCCCGACGAGCGCGCCUUCACCGCCUUCUGGAUCGGCCUGUGGUCCGUGCUCUGCUUCCUCUCCACCUUCUCCACCGUUUCCACCUUCCUCAUCGACAUGGAGCGCUUCAGCUACCCCGAGCGGCCCAUCAUCUUCCUGUCGGGCUGCUACCUCUUCGUGUCGGUGGGCUACAUUGUGCGGCUGGUUGCCGGCCACGAGAAGGUGGCUUGCAGCGGCGGAGCGGGGGCGGGCGGUGCGGGGCCCGGAGCGGCGGGGGCGGGCGGCGGAGCGGCGGCGGCGGGGGCGGCUGCGGGGGGACGCGGGGCGGCGGGCGGCGCGGCCGAGCUGCAGCCCGAGCUGGCGGUGGCCGAACACGUGCGGUACGAGAGCACGGGGCCGGCGCUGUGCACCGUGGUCUUCCUGCUCGUCUACUUCUUCGGCAUGGCCAGCUCCAUCUGGUGGGUCAUCCUGUCCCUCACCUGGUUCCUGGCCGCUGGCAUGAAGUGGGGCAACGAGGCCAUCGCAGGCUACGCACAGUACUUCCACCUGGCUGCCUGGCUGCUCCCCAGCGUCAAGUCCAUCACCGUGCUAGCGCUCAGCUCUGUGGAUGGGGACCCAGUGGCUGGGGUUUGCUACGUGGGCAACCAGAGCCUGGAGAAUCUGCGGGGCUUCGUGCUGGCGCCGCUGGUCGUCUACCUCUUCAUCGGCACCCUCUUCCUGCUGGCUGGCUUCGUCUCGCUGUUCCGCAUCCGCAGUGUGAUCAAACAGCAGGGCGGCCCCACCAAGACCCACAAGCUGGAGAAGCUGAUGAUACGCCUUGGUCUCUUCACCGUGCUUUACACCGUCCCGGCCGCCAGCGUGGUCGCCUGUCUCUUUUACGAGCAGCACAACCGGCCCCGCUGGGAGGCCACGCACAACUGCCCCUGUCUGCGCGACCAACAGCCCGACCAGGCCCGCCGCCCUGACUACGCCGUCUUCAUGCUCAAGUACUUCAUGUGCCUCGUGGUGGGCAUCACCUCGGGCUUCUGGAUCUGGUCUGGCAAAACUCUCGAGUCCUGGAGGGCCCUCUGCACCCGCUGCUGCUGGGCCAGCAAAGGUGCCGCUGUGGCCGGGGGUGCGGGAGCAGGAGCGGGUGGGCAGGCCGCCAUCGCUGCUGCUGGAGGACUUGGAGCUGGUGGAGGUGGCUCCUUGUACAGCGAUGUCAGCACCGGCCUGACGUGGAGGUCUGGCACUGCCAGCUCUGUCUCCUACCCCAAGCAGAUGCCUCUGUCUCAAGUGUGAGGAGGGGGAAAAGAGGCCAUAGGUUAGGGAAUGAGGGACACUGGCCUGCCUGAAAUGCCCCCUCACUGUUUGGUGCCAUUAAUGAACCACUAAUGGUCCUUAUUAGCCACAGCUUGUAUAGAACAAUGCAGCUGGCAGAGGCCCCAGGCUCCAGCCCCCUCCUCCUUCCCCUCCAUUCAUAUGCAGGGAGCAUGUACUUCAAGGAGCCAGCAUGUUAUUUUGCUGGCGGAGGAGGGCAGGGGCUCACCCGUGUCUUGCAGAGGGCAAGGCAGAGCGGCUCCUGAUUUACUCUGGACUUAACAGCAGCUCGUGGGAGGGAGGGUCUUCCUCCCCCAUCCCAAAGCUGGAGUCUGCUGGAACUACAGGUUUUUUUGGGUUAUCAACGACCAGGCAAAUGCCUUAUAACACAGACUGAAUCAAAACAUGUCUUAAUUAUACACCCCAGAUAAAUACGGGUUUCCUACAGUAAAGGAUGUAUUUAUAUAAUUAUUUGUUACCUUGUACAGAUGUGUAAAAUAUGUAUAUAUCCAAAGCUAUACAGUCUGUAAAUUUUUUUUGUAAAAAAGUUUAGAGGCUACCCCUGUAAGAGCAAAUAUGAGUAUUCUAUUUUGUCAAUAAAAUGACUUUUGAUAAAUGA
Molecule: messenger RNA, 3172 nt
Organism: Coturnix japonica (Japanese quail)
Lineage: Eukaryota; Metazoa; Chordata; Aves; Galliformes; Phasianidae
Gene: FZD8
Product: frizzled class receptor 8
Biological process (GO): canonical Wnt signaling pathway; non-canonical Wnt signaling pathway
Cellular component (GO): plasma membrane
Molecular function (GO): Wnt receptor activity; Wnt-protein binding
Source: RefSeq, a predicted model, not a curated record